Molecule: messenger RNA, 1833 nt
Organism: Naumovozyma castellii
Lineage: Eukaryota; Fungi; Ascomycota; Saccharomycetes; Saccharomycetales; Saccharomycetaceae
Product: sugar porter family MFS transporter
Exons: 1
Coding region: 1-1833 (610 amino acids)
Source: RefSeq, a predicted model, not a curated record
AUGUAUAAAAGCAGACUGUUUUCACUCUUGGGAAGUUAUUCUUGUUUGUCUUCUUCAGUACUUUUAUAUAAUUUUUUUUUACUAAUAAACCAAAAGCAAUCUCUUACUUACAAAAGUUCAAUAACAAUGUCUGAAGUUGCUGAAAACAUUGCUUCACCAGAGGUCCCUCAAACCUCAGGUUCUCAAUCUGUCUUAUCAGAUAACUCUGUUAAGGCUGAAAACGAAAGUUUCAAAGAAAACAGCGAAGAUGCCAACGAAGUUGUCGUCGAAAUUCCAAAGAAGCCUGCCUCUGCCUACGUAACCAUCUCCAUUUUCUGUUGUAUGAUCGGUUUCGGUGGUUUCAUUUCCGGUUGGGAUACUGGUACCAUUGGUGGUUUCUUGGCCCAUCCAGAUUAUUUAAGAAGAUUUGGUCAACAUCACAAAAAUGGUACUCAUUAUUUCUCUAACGUUAGAACCGGUUUAGUCGUUUCUAUCUUUAACAUUGGUGGUUUAUUCGGUUGUUUGAUUCUUGGUGACUUGGCUAACAGAAUUGGUCGUAAGAUGGCCUUGGUUGCUGUCGUUGUCAUUUUCAUGGUUGGUAUCAUUAUUCAAAUCGCUUCCAUUGACAAAUGGUACCAAUAUUUCAUUGGUAGAAUUAUCUCCGGUUUAGGUGUUGGUGCUAUCUCCAUUUUCUCUCCAAUGUUGCUAUCUGAAGUUGCUCCAAAGCAUUUAAGAGGUACUUUAGGUUCCAUGUAUCAAUUAAUGGUUACUGCUGGUAUUUUCUUAGGUGAUUGUACUAACUACGGUACCAAGAAUUACGAUAACUCUGUCCAAUGGAGAGUCCCAUUAGGUCUAUCCUUUGCUUGGUGUUUGUUUAUGAUCGCUGCCAUGUUCUUCGUCCCAGAAUCUCCACGUUACUUGGUCGAAGUUGGUAAGAUUGAAGAAGCUAAGAGAUCUAUUGCUACUUCUAACAAGGUUUCCAUGGACGAUCCAGCUGUUCAAGCCGAAGUUGAUUUGAUUAGCUCCGGUGUUGAAGCUGAAAGAUUAGCUGGUAAUGCCUCAUGGGGUGAAUUAUUCUCCACCAAGGGUAAGAACAUUCAAAGAUUAUUCAUGUGUUGUAUGCUACAAUGUCUACAACAAUUGACUGGUUGUAACUAUUUCUUCUACUAUGGUACUGUUAUUUUCCAAGCUGUCGGUAUGAAGGAUUCUUACCAAACUGCAAUUGUCUUCGGUAUUGUUAAUUUUGCCUCCACUUUUGUCGCUUUAUAUGUCGUUGAUCGUUUCGGUCGUCGUAAGUGUUUAAUGUGGGGUGCCGCUGCAAUGGUCUGUUGUUAUGUUGUCUACGCCUCUGUUGGUGUUACUCGUCUAUAUCCAGAUGGUAUUAAGCAUAAGGAUACUAACUCCUCCAAGGGUGCUGGUAACUGUAUGAUUUGUUUCUCAUGUUUCUUUAUUUUCUCCUUUGCUUGUACCUGGGCUCCAAUUUGUUGGGUUGUCGUUUCUGAAUCCUUCCCAUUGAGAAUUAAGCCAAAGGGUAUGGCUUUAGCUAAUGGUUGUAACUGGUUCUGGAAUUUCUUAAUUUCUUUCUUCACUCCAUUUAUCACUGGUGCUAUUAACUUCUACUACGGUUACGUCUUCAUGGGCUGUAUGGUCUUUGCUUACUUCUACGUCUUCUUCUUCGUUCCAGAAAUGAAGGGUUUGACUUUAGAAGAAGUUAACGAAUUAUGGGAAGAUGGUGUCUUACCAUGGAAAUCACCAGACUGGGUUCCUUCUUCUAGAAGAGGUGCUGACGUCGACAUGGAUGCUUUCCAAAAGGAUGACAAGCCAUUAUUCAAGAAGAUGUUUGGUAGAAAGUAA